Toxotes jaculatrix (banded archerfish) is the source of this 4071-nucleotide messenger RNA. Its product is annotated as docking protein 2-like. The record is from RefSeq and is a predicted model, not a curated record. Gene Ontology annotation, biological process: positive regulation of MAPK cascade; cell surface receptor protein tyrosine kinase signaling pathway. Gene Ontology annotation, cellular component: cytoplasm. The coding region runs from base 705 to 2666 and encodes 653 amino acids. The transcript has 8 exons. NCBI's taxonomy places the organism in Eukaryota, Metazoa, Chordata, Actinopteri, Toxotidae.
AACAGGUGGAGCGUGGAAACAAAGCUGAAAGAUAAAACAGAGAAGACAGAGUGAUGAGAAGCCACAGAGGAAAGAAGAAGAUGAACACGUCUGAGGGAAGGAGCAGCCUGACGGAGGAGUUUCACACGGCCCGUUAGUUCUGCAUUACACGUUGCAACAGUGGCAGGAAACAGAUGACACACUCAACACUGUCUGUAGAUCAGCGAUACCACAGACACAGAGAGAGAGAGAGAGAGAGGGAAGGAAAGAGAAGGUGAACCACAGCAAACUGACAGACAAGAGGCUGAAACCCUCUGGUCUGCACAGAGUCCAGCAAGGAAACCGAUAAAAACCAGAAGAAAGAGGAGACGGAAUGAGGAGGUGAGAGGAGACAGGAGGAGGAGGCCAGAGGAUGAAGACGAGAGAAACGAGAAGCUGAAGUUUGAAGCUCUUUGAUUAAAGAAAAGCAGCAAAAAGGUUCAAACACAACAAUCAGGGAAAAAAGGAGGUGAAGAGGAGAAAAGAAGAGGAGUAAAGAGAAGAAAGUGGACGGCAAGAAGAGACGAGCUGUUUGUCUUUGAGCAGAGGAGGAAGCAGAAAGUCAGAGAGGAGGAGAGGAAAUACAAGAAGGCAAGAGAAGAGAGGAGGCAGACAAGAAAAGUGGAGCAAGAAGGGAAGAGGAGUUAGAGGAGGUGAGGACAGGAGGAAGAGGACCAGCAGUCGUCAUGGAGGAGGACAUGAGGAAACAGGGGAUGCUCUACCUCCAGCAGCAGAGGUUUGGAAAGAAGUGGAAGCGUGUGUGGUGUGUGCUGUACAGAGAAAGCUCCUGUUCCAUCUCCAGGCUGGAGUUCUUCGAUGGAGGAACUGUGGAGAAAAGCGACAGAAAUCUGCGCAAAACGCAGGAACACAAGAAGGUGAUCCGUCUGGCGGAUUGUGUCCGGGUGUCAGAGGUGGAGAUGGAUGGAUGUCCCAAAGAUACAGGACCCUUCCUGGUGGAGACCACAGAGAAGAUCUAUGUGUUUGCUGCAGACAGAAACCAGGUGGAAGACUGGACUCACAAACUGUGUGAGAUUGCCUUCCCUAUGAGUUGGGCGGAGCACAGUGUGAGGCGAGGAAGCCUGCAGAGAGGAAACAGGGUGGAUGAAGAUGAAGGAAUGGAGGACAACUCACUGUACAGCGGCAGAGAGACAGUGCGUGACUUCAGGGUGUGUGUCCGGAGGACGGACGCGUCUGAGCGCUGCAGACUGAAAGGAGACGGCGUCCUGCGAGCAGAUGUGGACGCUCUUCACCUGCUGGAUAAGGCGGGGGACGUCGUGUACACCUGGCCAUACAGAUACCUGCGGCGCUUUGGACGAGACAAGUCCACCUUCUCCUUCGAGGCGGGGCGCAGGUGUGAGUCUGGCGAGGGGAGUUUUGAGUUCGACACCAAACAGGGGAACUUCCUGUUUCAGGCUGUGGAAGCAGCCAUCAACCUGCAGAGGAUCUCCUUUCCCCACAGACAGACCUCCGGAGGGGGGCAGGUGAGUCCAGAGACCCCCCAGAGCCUGAACCUGCCCCCCCCACCCAUCAACACGCCGCUGGUCCAGAGCAGGAUGCAGCCACCGCCUCAGCCCCGCAGCCAUAUCCCACAACCCCCUGCUGCUCAGGCAGAUGACGGCGUGUACAGCAUGGUGGCCGAGCAUCCGAACCUUCAGAUGAGUCAUCACAAAGACAAAGAGAGCUCUGCUUCUUCACAGCAGCAACAGCAGCAACAGCGCCCCCAGCUGUCUCGUCUGGAGCCUCCAGUCGACAAAGCCCUGACUGGAGUGAAGAGUUUGACCCUGGACACUCGCAGUGUCCCUGCCCCUCGUAAGAACCAGGUUAAGAUGAUCUCCAGUUGCCCUCUGCCCCACGCUGAGCCCGGCCCCAACCCGGCCCCGGCCCCGGGCCUGGCCCCAGGCCCCACCUCCACCCCUACACACAACUCCCGCCUUAGCCCCAAACUGAGCUCCAACCCGAACCCGGAGCAGACGUACUCCCAGAUCACACUGCCGGCCGCCGGCAAACGAGGCACCAAGAAGGAGAGGAAGGAGAGAGGAGGAAGCCUGGCUCCUCCCUGCACCCCCCCUCAAAUCGCUCCAGAGCCAGAGUACUCCCUCCCCUUCGACACCAUCGCCAAGAAUGUCAUGGCGGACAUGCUGGACUCCCAUCAGCCUCGUGAGUCCGGUGCUGAUCCGCUCUACGACAGCAUUGACGAGAUGAAGAUCAGAAACAUUUUCAAGAGCCAAACCAAUGCCCUCGGACCAACAUACGGGAAGGUGGAGCACAUCUACGACGAGCCCGAAGGCUGCGCUGCCGCCACUGGAGGGCAGAAGUCCACCGCCCCCACCUCGGUGUACGACGACCCUGAGGAGAUGAGAGGAGAUGCCUGGAGGAUCAUGGGUACAGCUGCUGACCCGAAAGGUCACGAGUACCCGUACAACCCCCGGGUGGAUGACUACGCUGUGCCCAAACGACCCCAGAGGGCGUUUCUUGUUGCACAAAGCACCAACGAAGAAGAAGAAGAAGAAAAAGAAGAGGAAGAAGAAGAGGAAGAAGAAGAGGAAGAAGAAGAGGAAGACAAGGAGGACGAGGAACCGAAGCAGUAUGAGCAGAAGGAUGAGCAGCGAGAUUCACCAUACAACAAUGUCAUGGUGAAGAUGGUGUAGAGACAGGAGGAGGAACGGCACAUAUCCAAUCAAUGCAAGUGAACGUUGGAGAGUUAAUCAAUAAUCACUGAUCGUCUGCUGAUCACUGAAACUCUCUUUUGUGAAUUCAUGAAGCUUUAGCUUGUUGAAGCCGUCCUCUUCUCUGAAGGACGGAAAGUGUCAUUGUCACUCAAAUAUCUUUAAUACUGUGAAGACGUCACCUGGAGCUCAGGGAAACGAUGAAGCCGUGUACCUCCAUCUUCAUCAUCACGUCUCUGCAUCACACGCUUCACGAGCUAAUGCCGCGUAGCUCAGAGAAACAGCAGCAUCUCAGGUAACAGCACCUGAGAGCAGUUUGCAUCACAGUCCUGAGGCAGACUGAGGUCCUGUCUGCACCUGCAGUGCAGGUGUGCCUGACUGGCCUCGGCAGAGCACUGCCACCAUCUGUUAGUUUCCUUAUCCCUCAGUCAUUCAGGGGAGAUUAUUAAAAAAGUUUCCCAGAGUCCACGGUGACGUCUUCACGUUCCUGUUUCUGUUGGUGAAGCUGGCGUCAGACUGAAAUCCGCUCCGUUCAUUACAGUCAGGUGCUCCUAAUGAUGCAUUCAGGGACCCUCCAGCCUCUGAGUUUAAAGCAGCAGCUUCAGCGUUUUAAUAUAAGGUCUGAAAAAGGUGAUUUUCUUCCUGACAGCCUCUGUGUUUACUUUGCUCUCUGUUCUUUCUUUGGAUCCACAUCAGCUGCCACCAAGUUGUCGCUGGUCUUCCUGGGCUGCAAACAAAAACAACUAUUUACACACAGAAAGAAAGCAAGUGAAAAACAAACAAACAAACAAAAAACCACAGCAGUUUGUGGGUUAUCUUUGGUGUUUUUGAGCUUUUCGACUGGAGAAUUCAGCGUCUCCAAACGCAGCACAUGGACAGAGCAUCAGCAUUUCUGUACGUGUUGAAAUGGGGAGGAUUGUGGAAGAGCAUCUGCUUAGUGAAGAAUUAUUUCUUUUUACUAUUUCAUGAAUCUGACCUCAGAUCUGCAGCACGGAGAGCUCUGAACAUGAGUCAGAUGUUUUCGUCCUGCAGAGGGCAGCAGAGCUCAGGGUUUUAUUGUUGUACAGACUCAUGGUCAGAAACAGCAUCAUCAUCAUCAUCCUCACCAUCAGAUCAAACUGAGCUGUGCUGGAUCUUUGACUGGAUUCACACCUGGAAUCAUGUCUGUGGCAACUGUCUGUGAUUUAAGGCCCAAACGUUCAUGUCUGGGUGAAGUUUGAGUCCUGAAUCAAACCGUCUGUGUGUAAAACCCUGAACAUGUUCGUCCUGUGAGUGUGUGAUACACUCAGGACGUGUGCUGUGCUGUUUCCUCUUGUGCUGUUUCGUCUGUAAACAGAUGUUUUCUGGAUAAACAACCUGUAAAUCUGAAAUAAAUCCUGAUUUAUGA